UCUCUCUCUCUCUCCAUUAGGUUGAACAGGAUGAGAUCUCGAUUGCACAUCACCUUCCAUUGAACGUGUAGCAUGCAGUAUUUGAGCUUGCUGGGUUGUGGUGAUCGGUCGCCGGGGGGAUAUGGCUGGCUUCGUCAGAUCGUCAUCCAUUGAUACGUGUUAGGAGUGGCUAGCAUCGUUUCAGAUCUGCAUCAUGUUCUUCUGAACCUCAGUAAUUGGCAGAGGUGAGGUGCCAACUGCUAGGCUGCGGGCCGGCGUUCGUCGAUCGUCGCCAUGGGGCCGGAAGUGGCUGUUGCACUUGCGGUGGUGGGAUGGUUCGUCUCGCCGCACAUAACCAAGCUCAUGGAGGUCGCGCGAUCGUGCGCUUCCAGCAAGUACAAGCUGCCAAGGGGCAUGAGGAAGAAGCUGCUGAAACUGGCGCAAGAUCUGGGGGACAUCAAGGACUUCCUGGAUCCAGCUACUAUGGGGGGCUCCGUCAACGACAGGACCUGGGUCAACCGUCUGUGGAGUCUCAAGGAUGCCAUCCAUGACGCGGAGGAGAUCCUGGACUUGUUCGAGUCGCAUAUCCUUGAGGCCGAGGCAGCUAAAAACCUUAAGAAGCGCUCCGGCGGUGGUGGUGGCAGUGCUAGCAGCAGUGGCAGGAAAUCCGCAUAUUCUUGGUGGAUUUUCACCACCAACACCAGUGGCAGGAAAUCCGCAUAUUCUUGGUGGAUUUUCACCACCAACACCAGUGGUCCGUCAAUGAAUCAGCUCAAGGAAGUGCUCAAGAACCUAGGGGAGCUUCGUGAGAGGAUGCGAGAGCUCUGCGAGAAUCCUGCCACUCGGCGUGCUGUACUUUCUCCACUCUGCAGAGCACCCUUGGGCCCGGAGCCAGUAAGGGAAAAGAAGCUCUUCUUCGGGUACGGCGUGGAGUAUGAGCAGCUAGUCUCCAUGCUCGGGGACGGCAACUGCAAGGACAAGAAAGUUAUCUCCCUCAUAGGCCAUGGCGGGAUGGGGAAGACCGAGCUUGCUCGCCAGGCGUACCGCCAUGUCCGAGGCAAGUUUGAUCGGCCCAUAUGGGUGCCUGCCUACGGCAAGAAUGCUCAGUUUGACCUUCUGGCAGAGAUUUGGAAGUCGGCCGUCGGCGAAAAAUCAGUCCAGGAGAUGAACAUUUCUAGCCUUCAGGACAAGCUCAAGGCACAACUGGCAUCCCAGAGGUGCCUGCUUGUGCUGGAUGAUGUAUGGAGCGACGAAAAGGACAUCAACGAGAGCCAGAGAAGAAAUGCGCUGCGCUGCUUCACUGAUUUCGUGGGCGUCGGGAGUCGCAUCGUAAUGACGACGCGAUCCAGGAUUUGUUCGACGAAACUGGGCGCAGAAGAAACCAUCUUCCUGAAUGGGAUCAAACCUGAAGAGAUGAUGCUUCUGCUAAACGACACCGCAAAUCUCAGCGCCGAUGGUACCAGCGGCAUCCAGGGGAUGCUCAAAAGCGACGUGCUCAAGCUCAAGGGGUCCCCUUCGGCGGCCAUAGAGAUCGGCGAGAAGUUGAAGGCACGAAACGCAAGCUGCCGGCGCGAGCGACGCGGCGGCAUCUUGGAAAACAUGGAAUGCCACAUCGCCGGCGUGUUAGUAAGCCAUCUCGCCAGCUAUGACCAUCUGCCACCGCACCUCCAGCGUUGCUUCGCGUUCUGCAGCAUAUUCCCAGAGGGUUGGAGGUUUGAGCCUGAGAAGCUGACCAAGAUGUGGAUGGCUCUUGGUUUCGUCGAGGAGAAGGCCCAUCAUCCUCAGGUUGAAAAUGGGAUGAGCAGCAUGGAAGACGUUGCCACAGGCUAUUUCCAAGAGCUGGUGGACCGCUCCUUGUUUGAGUUAGAACAGAGCAAGGGCGGAGGAGACAAACAUAAUCGUUACGUGAUUCACGAGCACAUUCAUCGGAUGAUACGUGAUGCCUCUUCCAAGAAUUGCAUAAGCAUCUCUCGUGCGAGCACCGGAGACAAGACUACUAGCAUCCCUCCAAGGGUUCGCCACUUGUCAGUUACCAGCGGCUGCCUUGAUCAGCUGAAUGAGUACUCCAUAGGACUCGGCAAUCUGCGGACCUUGAUAGUCCUAAAGGAUGAUGGUGAUGAUGAUGAUGGUAUCGUUGCCAUUGACAAAGAUAUACUCCAACAAUUCAAGGGUGUGAGAGUACUGGAUCUAACAGAGACAGGCAUAACUGAACUUCCAGCGAGUAUUGGCAAGCUGAAACAUGUGAGGUACCUAGGCCUUCCUAGCACCGUCAGCAGUGAUCUCGGUGAUCAAGUCACCAAGCUAUUGUUUCUUCAGACACUGAGUGUGGGCCAGGACGAGGACAAAGGGAAAAAGAGAGAGUGCAUCACCAACAUAAGUGGCAUAGGAAGGCUGGUUAAACUUCGAGAGUCGAUCGAGUUCCAGGUGAUGAGGGCGUCGGAGAAGGAAGGGCACAGCCUGUGGGAGCUGGCCGGGAUGAAGUCUCUUGGGAAGACGCUGAGCAUAAAGGGCCUGGACGCCGUCUCGAGCAAAGAGGAAGCCAAGCAGGCUCGGCUUGACAACAAGUGUUCCGUCAAGGUCCUGAAGCUUCAAUGGGGAGCCCCGGAUGCGCGCCACGGAGAACCUGUCGCCCGAAGCUCUGCUGCUGCUGACCCCGCGCCCGCGGUGGCCGUCCUCCAAGGUCUCCAGCCCCACCACUACCUCCAUGAACUUCGUAUCGAGAGGUAUUCCGGGGAGACGUCGCCUACCUGGCUCAGCGGACUGGAGAAGCUGACGCGCCUGUACCUCAAGAACUGCAGGAAGCUCAAGGCCCUUCCGGCCCUGGGCCAGCUCCCGUGCCUUGAGCUUCUCGAAAUCAAGGAGCUUUGUGUUGUUGCGAGGAUCGACGGCGGCUUCUGCGGUGGCGGCGCGUUCCCCAAGCUUAAGAAGAUCGUGCUGGACGACAUGAAGGAACUGGUGGCGUGGAAUGACAAUGACAUGCCGAAAGUUGCGUUCCCUCUGCUCAGGGACGUGAGCAUCGCCGACUGCCCGCUGCUGUCGUCCUUGUCGGCCCUCGGGCGCUGCACAGGUCCCAUUGAUCUGCGCGUCAAGGGUGGGUGCCCUCACAUUACACCAGACAUCCUGCCCGCAGCUUUCAGGAACGGUGUCUCAACCUGCAAAUUCCACUAGAGCUGUGCGUCCCUCCCUACGUGCACGCUUCGUGGUGCAGUUUCUCUUUGUCAGUUUUCGUCACUGGGCCUGUAAUAAUAAGAUUAAGAAAAACGUUUAUUUGAUCUGGAUGUUGCCUUGCUGCUUACUGGCUACCUACCUUGGCUUUG
Molecule: messenger RNA, 3296 nt
Organism: Triticum dicoccoides
Lineage: Eukaryota; Viridiplantae; Streptophyta; Magnoliopsida; Poales; Poaceae
Product: putative disease resistance protein RGA3
Exons: 2
Coding region: 274-3147 (957 amino acids)
Biological process (GO): defense response to other organism
Molecular function (GO): ADP binding
Source: RefSeq, a predicted model, not a curated record